Molecule: messenger RNA, 1584 nt
Organism: Tribolium madens (black flour beetle)
Lineage: Eukaryota; Metazoa; Arthropoda; Insecta; Coleoptera; Tenebrionidae
Exons: 2
Coding region: 20-1561 (513 amino acids)
Source: RefSeq, a predicted model, not a curated record
UCUUAACGCGUUUUUAAUUAUGAAUCUGUGGAACUUUUUAUUGUUACUAUUUUCAAGAAAUCUUCUGCAAUGGGCCUCUGCAAACGAAGAAGAAAUAUACAAAUCUGUUGUUCUAAUUGCAGACCAAAAAAUUGGUGAUCCAGUUCAACAAUUUAUAGGUACAGGAAAUAUAUUAAAUGAACGAUGGGUUCUCGCAUUAAGCCGAAUCAUCAAACCUAAGGCAGAGUUAGUGGUAAUUCCAGGUCAUGAAGUAUUUAUUGAUAUCAGCAAAAACAAAAACAAGUACCGUGUAAUAAAUAUACUGAAGCAAGAAGACUGGUCAAAAUCUGAACAUGCUUUCACCUUACUACAAACUGCCCCUGAUAUAAAAUUUGAUAACUUUACGACUGUCAAAAACAUGUUUUAUAGUUUCAAUGCAAAAGGUAAACUUAAUUCGAAUUGUGAACUGGUAACUUGGCACUUAGAUCUAAAAAAAAGGAAAUGGACUAAAAUACGAAUUUCUGUUCAUCUUAAAGUCUCCUCGACCAUUUGCAAAGCUAACACUGCCUAUGAAUCUUGUGUUAGUGUUUUGAAUACAAAUUAUUUGUUAAGGCCGUGUGUCCAUAAAGUUGUCCUAGGAGCUCCUUUAGUAUGUGAUGUAUCAGUUAAAGGAAUCUAUUUUGGCGAAGAUGCAAUUCAGUGCAGUAAAUCUUUAGCUAUAUCUGUUAAUAAAGUGUACCUUUUCGAACAAGAUCCCAGCAUGCUACACUUUUUGUAUGGGCAAGCACUCCGUAAAAAACUAAAAAGAAAGAUAAACGCUCCAGAAGAGCCGACUCAGGUUAAGUUUGAGAUUUCAAGCUCAAGUAAAACCAGUACAUCACCUGAAGGAACCACCAUGCAAAGUUCACAAUCUCAUUCAGUUACUCAAUUGGCAGAAGAACAGGCUUCAGCUUCAUCACAAAAUAGUGCACAACCUCAAAAUAAUAACUCAUCUACUCAAAAUCAGUCUAAACCACCAACUGAAGUAAAUCAAGUACAGCCUUUAGAUAGUCGGGCAAACAAACCGUUUGUAGCCAUCACUCAGGCAAAUCAAGAGAAGCCUUUAAACUCGUCUCAAGGUGGCAAUGGCAAGGCAAACGAACCGCUUACAAACGCCACUCAACCAAAACAAGACAAGCCUUUAGACUCGUCUCAAGGGGCCAAUGGAAAGGUGGAUCAGGCAAACGAAUCGCCUAAAGGCGACACUGAGGUAAAUCAAAACAAGCCUGUAGAGUCUCAAGGUGGUGGUGGAAAGAGUGUUCAGGACGACACAGAUCAGCAAAAAGCGUAUAAAAAAUUGCUUUCUGUUAUAAAGUCCGGUACUUUCGAAGAAGGUGAUGCAUACAUUUCCGAAUAUUUGAUAGAUUCUUCGCACUAUGAACUUGAAAAUAUGAAUAUGAAUCCAAGUGAUCGAGAAGAAGAUUCGGAGUAUCUUAAAAAUAUGAUCUUUAGAAAGAGAGAACAAUGUUCGGGUGGAAAUUAUUGGAAAAUUCAAUACUGCUUCCUUUUGAUUUAUCAUUUAUUGUUAACAUUAUUUAUUUAAUAAAGUAUUAAUACAUUCCAAAC